GCCCUGAUUAGAUCCAAAGGGGUGGGGGGAAGACACGGACAGGGUGACUGCAACAGGGGAUUUAAGCCCCUCCCCCAGGUGCCAAGGGAGCAGAGUAGGGCACAGGGACUCUGCCAGGGAGGGGGCUGGAGGGCUUCUCAGAGGAGGUGAUGCUGGAUUUGGACUUUGAAGUCUGAGCAUGGUUUUUCCAGGUGAUAGAAGCAGGUGCUUCUGGCAGAAGGAUCUAUACCAGCAAAUGCCUGGAAGCCGCACGGGUGUGGCACUCAGUGGCUGCACUAUGGCAAGCCUGCUGUGAGGUCCUGGCAUGUUGCAGACAGGAAGGUCAAUAAGGCAGGCAUGCUGGAUAGUGCGGUAGGAGAGACAGAGAGGAGGGGGCUGGGAACAAGCCCAGGGGCGUCUGUGGGGAGACUCAUUAGCUGAGGGUCCCAAAGUCUGUCAGUGGCAGGAGGGCUGAGCAGGGAAGGACCUGGAACGCAGGUGUGGGGCUGUCCCUUUGAGGCAGUCAGGGCAGCUGAGGGAGGGUAGGUCACUAGGACCAGCUCGGGUGUUUGUUUCAUCAGGAGCUGCGUGGAAGUGUACACUUUCAGUUUCCCUUUAGGUCCAUAAUGUUUGGGCUCCGGGUGUGGUUACUGCACAGACUCCCAGCCGGGUCCUCCCAGAUGCAAACCUAGAAGCCUUGGGAUUGUUAAAGUCCCAUUUCUCCCCAAACACCUGCUUCUGAAGGCCUGGCCUGCCCUUCUGCCCUGCCUGCUGAGAACUGUGCGGCUCUGGGGAGGAGGCGGAUGCAAUCCGUGAAGGUCUGAAUGAGCUGGAAAGAGCCAUGGAUAUGGAGACUGAAGAUCAGCAGGCUAAGGAGGAGUUUCUGAAUAUGUUUCCCGGGUUGAAACUCAAGCUUGAGGAGCGCAUAAGAAAGUUGUAUGAGCUUGCAGAUGAGAUUGACAGGGUGCACAAAAACUGCACCAUCUCCAACAUAGUAGCCGGCUCCACUGGCAUUAUAUCUGGGCUCCUGACCCUCAUUGGUCUGGGUCUGGCACCCUUCACUGCAGGGGCCAGUCUGACACUCUCAGCAGCUGGAGCGGGACUGGGAGCAGCAUCCGCUGUGACCCAAGUGUCUACCAGCAUCGUGGAAUCCUCAAGCGAGUCAUCCACAAUAGCCGAAGCCAGUCGCCUGACAUCAACUGACAUUGAUGAAGAGGAGGUAAUUGAGAAGGUUGUGUGUCCUAGAAGAUCCCCAUUAUCUCCCUUAGAAUGUCAAGGUUCGGUGGAAGCGGUGGAAGACCCUGCAAAUUGCGUUCAUGGCAUCAAGGCAGCCAGAGCCACCCCUCACCUAGUAGUCAAUGCCCAGCGCAUCCUGAGAGGUGAGAGUGUCUCAGUUCAACAUGCUAGGCAGGUAAGGAAUGCUUUUGGAGGCACUGCUCUGUCAGUGGCCAGAGGAGCCCGGAUCGUGGGUGCAGCCACCUCAAGUCUCUUCCUUGCAAUGGAUGUGUUCAACCUUGUGAAAGACUCAGGGCACUUGCAAGAGGGGGCAAAGACAGAGUCAGCUGAAGAGCUGAGGCAGCAGGCCCGGGAGCUGGAGAGCAAGUUGGAGGAGCUCACUAAGAUCUAUGAAAGUCUGACGGAGGGCCCGACUCCAUGACCUCAGAGUGGGGCCGGGAGCAUGGACAUGUGUGGGAAAAAGACAUGGAUCUAUCUUAUUAAAGGGGAAAAGAGGGCAAAAUAAAGUUUUUGGGAUGGGGUGUUGAGGAGUUGGGCAUUUCUGUAGCUGAACGCAGGGAGAGGGGUUAAUGUAGACGGUGGGGGGGAUGUCAAAGAGAGGAAGGAACAUGGAUCCUGGAAUUCAGAGGGAGGCAGCUUCAGAGUGAGGGGAAUGGACUGAAGAGGACGCAAGGGACAUGUUCAAGAGAUGUGUGGAGGAACAAGCAAUGGGAAGGCCAGGAAUAAUAAAGUUAGAAUUGUUGGAAUUUGCGAGAAGA
This is a messenger RNA of Ailuropoda melanoleuca (giant panda), 1973 nucleotides long. RefSeq names its product apolipoprotein L3. The record is from RefSeq and is a predicted model, not a curated record. Lineage: Eukaryota; Metazoa; Chordata; Mammalia; Carnivora; Ursidae. Gene Ontology annotation, cellular component: extracellular region; membrane. The coding region runs from base 821 to 1636 and encodes 271 amino acids. Gene Ontology annotation, molecular function: lipid binding. The transcript has 3 exons. Gene Ontology annotation, biological process: lipid transport; lipoprotein metabolic process.